GAUGGAGAAGCCGCCGGUCCCGCCCCCGCCCCGGUCACGUGCCGUCGGGGCCGGUGGCGCGGUCACGUGACGCGGGGGCCGGGCAGCACGGGAAGAUGGCGGCGGAGCGGGAGCCGCCGCCGCUGGGGGAGGCGAGGCUCGCUGACCUCGAAGAGCUGGAGGAUGGCGAGGACCUCUUCACUAGCACCGUGUCCACCCUGGAGUCAAGUCCUUCAUCUCCGGAGCCAGCAAGUCUUCCUGCAGAAGACCUGAGCACAAACUCCAAUGGUCCAAAGCCAGCAGAAAUCAUGCUGGAUGGCGACAGAGAAGACCUCUUUGCUGAAGCAACAGAAGAAGUUUCAUUGGACAGUCCGGAGAGGGAUCCAAUACUUUCACCAGAACCUACUCCUGCAAUCACUCCUGUAACACCUACUACAUUAGUAGCUCCCAGAAUGGAAUCAAAAAGCAUAACAGCCCCAGUGAUUUUUGAUAGAUCCAGAGAAGAGAUUGAAGAGGAAGCAAAUGGAGAUUUGUUUGAUAUAGAAAUCAAUGUAUCAGACCCAGAGAAAGUUGGAGAUGGCAUGAAUGCUUAUAUGGCAUACAGAGUAACAACAAAGACAUCACUAUCAAUGUUCCACAAAAAUGAGUUCUCUGUUAAAAGAAGAUUCAGUGAUUUUCUUGGCUUGCACAGCAAAUUAGCAACGAAGUACAUGCAUAUUGGUUAUAUUGUGCCUCCAGCUCCAGAAAAAAGUAUUGUAGGCAUGACCAAGGUUAAAGUAGGCAAAGAAGAUUCUUCAUCUACUGAAUUUGUAGAGAAAAGAAGAGCCGCUCUAGAAAGGUAUCUACAACGAACAGUAAAGCACCCAACCUUGCUACAGGAUCCAGAUUUAAGACAGUUCUUGGAAAGUUCUGAGCUGCCGAGAGCGGUUAACACCCAGGCUCUGAGUGGAGCAGGAAUAUUGAGGAUGGUGAACAAGGCUGCCGACGCUGUCAACAAAAUGACAAUCAAGAUGAAUGAAUCGGAUGCAUGGUUUGAAGAAAAACAGCAGCAAUUUGAGAAUCUGGAUCAGCAACUUAGGAAACUUCAUGCCAGUGUUGAAGCAUUAGUCUGCCACAGAAAAGAGCUUUCAGCCAACACAGCUGCCUUUGCUAAAAGUGCUGCCAUGUUAGGUAACUCUGAGGAUCACACUGCCCUAUCUAGAGCUUUGUCUCAGCUUGCAGAGGUUGAGGAGAAGAUAGAUCAAUUGCAUCAAGAACAAGCUUUUGCUGAUUUCUAUGUGUUCUCAGAGCUUCUUGGGGAUUACAUUCGUCUGAUUGCUGCAGUAAAAGGUGUGUUCGACCAUCGAAUGAAAUGCUGGCAGAAGUGGCAAGAUGCUCAGGUCACUUUACAAAAAAAACGUGAAGCUGAAGCAAAGCUCCAACUUGCCAACAAACCUGAUAAAUUGCAGCAAGCUAAAGAUGAGAUAAAAGAGUGGGAGACAAAAGUUCAGCAAGGGGAAAAAGAUUUUGAACAGAUCUCCAAAACCAUUCGCAAGGAAGUGGGAAGAUUUGAGAAGGAACGAGUGAAAGACUUUAAAACUGUUAUUAUCGAGUACUUAGAGUCGUUAGUGCAAACACAACAGCAGCUAAUAAAAUACUGGGAGGCAUUCCUACCUGAAGCCAAAGCCAUUGCCUAAAAGAAGAAUAUUCCAAAUGACAAGACACUCUGAAUAUUUGUCCUGGAUUAAACUAAAUUCCACAGUGAAAUCACUUUAAAUCAUCCAAAUAAACCACUAUAUAUUUUAUGAA
Molecule: messenger RNA, 1767 nt
Organism: Pseudopipra pipra
Lineage: Eukaryota; Metazoa; Chordata; Aves; Passeriformes; Pipridae
Gene: SNX2
Product: sorting nexin 2
Exons: 15
Coding region: 96-1655 (519 amino acids)
Biological process (GO): early endosome to Golgi transport; intracellular protein transport
Cellular component (GO): endosome membrane; endosome; retromer complex
Molecular function (GO): phosphatidylinositol binding
Source: RefSeq, a predicted model, not a curated record